CCGCAAUCUUGACGUGUACGUGCAGGAGGCGGGGUCUGCCUGUGACAACAUCAGCGCUCAUUGGCUGAAAGUAUGCAUGUUCAUGACGCAACCUUCCAACACUGAGGAACUGGUCGCUCCGACAGGAAAACCAAAGAAAGAUGGCUACAAUCCGAAAGAAACUAGUGAUAGUUGGAGAUGGGGCAUGCGGCAAAACGUGCCUCCUCAUAGUGUUCAGCAAGGAUCAGUUCCCUGAGGUGUAUGUGCCAACAGUGUUUGAAAACUAUGUGGCUGACAUUGAAGUGGAUGGUAAACAGGUGGAGCUGGCUCUUUGGGACACAGCCGGCCAGGAAGACUAUGACCGCCUGCGACCUCUCUCUUAUCCAGAUACAGACGUCAUCCUCAUGUGCUUCUCCGUGGAUAAUCCUGAUAGUUUAGAAAACAUCCCUGAGAAGUGGACACCCGAGGUGAAACACUUUUGUCCCAAUGUGCCCAUUAUUCUGGUGGGAAACAAGAAGGACCUGCGUAAUGAUGAACUCACACGCCGAGAGCUGGCAAAGAUGAAACAGGAACCUGUAAAGUCAGAGGAAGGGAGGGAAAUGGCAAACCGCAUUUGUGCCUUUGGCUACCUGGAGUGCUCGGCGAAGACCAAGGACGGUGUGAGGGAGGUGUUUGAAAUGGCCACCAGGGCAGCACUGCAGGCCAAGAGACGGGGUAAAAGGGGCACAUGCCUUCUUCUAUAGAGUGUCAGAUCACACAGGGUGAAAAGUAGAAGGGCAACAAAACCAAGCCAAGCAAAUGCCAUCAUUUUGAUACUUUUUUUUUUUUAAACCACAAUGGGCCAAAUUAGUAUACUUGGUGGAACACAAACAUCAAACAGACCAAUAGAGACACACGGUCAACUGCCAUAAGAAAGGGGUAUAUACAUUCAUGUCUGAUAUUGUAAUCGGUAUAUUUUCAGUACAAGUAAACAGUUUUGUUCUACAAGAAUGUAUUAUUUGGCCAUUGGGUAUUAAAUUAUCCUUAGUGCAACAUUUUGUAUGAAUUUCAAUGUCAAAUAAUAGUUAAAUCCACGGAUAUGACAUUGGUUUGUAAUAAGGGGAAUAUUGUCUGUCAUUGCCAUGGUGACCGUUGAUAGCCUACUUUAGCAAUAUUAAUGGGCCAAUUGGGUGUGUUAAUGCUUGCGUCGACUUUUGCGUCACAAUUGAAGCACACCAUUUAGCUUUGACACUCAAGUGGGCAAGGCUGUUUUGCUUUUUAUUUUUAUUAUUUACCGCACAAAUUAAUUUGCCUUCUUGUUUAGCUUGGGACAAAGAUGACUAACAAAUGCACAGUUGAACUAUUUACUAUUAAGUGGCUUAAAGCUAAAUUGCUCGGGAAUAAAGACCCGUAUGUGCUGCUGCGCCAAAGUACUCUACAGAGCAGAAUGACUGUUACAGUGAGCUAUUGUGGACCUCCAAAUACACUUUACGUCAGUAAUGACUUGUGUCUGUUGUGCAAAAGGAAUUGCAGUACAAAAAAACACAAACAUUUGAAUCCUAAUUAUUCAGGUAGCUAUAAUGCGAGAGAAUCGUGUCGUUAGUUUUAGGUCCUACCUCUGCUUUGUGUGAUUUGGAGGCUAUCGUAUUUGUUCCACAUUGCCAGAAAAAGUGCAGUCAAGUGCCUUGAGACGUGUUUGGGGUGUCUUUAGUCAUCCACUGACUUGGGGCUCAUCUUUUUAAGAUCACACAUGGGGAUCUGUAGACAUUUUAUAUCCACUGUGGUGGCUAAAUAUGUAAAUGACUCAAUGAAAAGUAUUGAGAAUCAUGAGCAAUAAAAGAAUGACUUUUUAUGAAAUGUAUACAGGUGGUUCUCUGGUUACGAACGAGUUCCUUUCCUAGACUGUCAUGUUUUAGUGUAAGUCAGAAUUGAGAACUAAAUAAGUUACUCACGCUGUACACAGAAGACAUAAAGGAUGUAUAAAUACAGUGAUAAAAAUAUUAAAUACAGAAUUCAGUGAAACGUUGAUAAAUAAUAAUCUCUGUGGUUCUCCUAGGCUGAAAGGAUAACCUCAUCUCAUUUUUGAUAAUUUUCACUCCCAAGGUGAUAGCGUUCCUUUUCAUUGGUGCACCUGGGGAUAAAAUGAAGUGUAGAAAGUUGACUAAUAAUCAAUGAUAUUCCAUCUCAUGUUGUACACUGUAUUCUUCCGCUCAGCAUUCUUGUGCUGUGAAUUUAAUUCAUUUUUGGGAAUGUGUUGCUAACCCGGGAACGUCAGAAGCCGAGGACCACCUGUAUGCAGCCUCAACUAG
Messenger RNA from Doryrhamphus excisus (bluestripe pipefish), 2267 nucleotides. RefSeq names its product ras homolog gene family, member Aa (gene rhoaa). Gene Ontology annotation, biological process: small GTPase-mediated signal transduction. NCBI's taxonomy places the organism in Eukaryota, Metazoa, Chordata, Actinopteri, Syngnathiformes, Syngnathidae. Gene Ontology annotation, molecular function: GTP binding; GTPase activity. The record is from RefSeq and is a predicted model, not a curated record.